AUGGAUCUAGCUGAUGCUCUACGCGAGGAAGAGAUCUACUGGAAGCAGCGUUGUAGGGAGGAAUGGUUAAGGUCUGGUGAUCUCAAUACGAAGUUUUUUCACAAUGUCGUGAAAGGAAAACGCAUUCAGAACCGGUUACUGAUGCUUUUGGAUGAGGCGGGGCAGGAACAUUUUGCAGAGGGAUCCAAGGGCAAUAUCGCAGUCAAUUACUUUCGGGAGCUAUUUCGCAGUUCAAAUCCUUUUGACUUGGAAACCUUGUUCACUGGUUUUCCGAAGAGAGUAUCUGAUGACAUGAAUGCAGUACUUACAGCUGCAAUCACGGAAGAAGAAAUAAAAAAGGCUGCUUUCAGCGUCAAGGGGAGCAGUGCGCCUGGUGAGGAUGGCUUGACUGGAGUGUUUUACCAAAAGUUCUGGCAUAUUGUAGGUGCACAGCUAACUUCAGAGAUAUUGGUUUUCUUUCAUUCUGCUGUGAUGCCUGAUGGGUGGAAUCAUACUCAACUGAGCCUUCUUCCUAAGAUCCCGAAGCCUACAAAGAUGCAAGAUCUCCGUCCUAUCAGCCUCUGCUCAGUGCAGUAUAAGAUCAUCUCUAAGAUAUUAAGCAACCGUUUAAAGUCUAUUCUCCCAGAGAUCAUCUCAGAUACACAAGGAGCCUUUGUCGAGGGGAGGCUAAUCUCUGAUAAUAUAAUUAUUGCUCACGAGAUGGUCCAUGGUCUUCGUACUAAUCCGAGAGUGGCUGAGGAGUGCAUGGCUAUCAAGACAGAUAUGUCCAAAGCCUACGACCGUGUGGAGUGGAAUUUUCUAGAAGUUCUCAUGGAGAAAAUGGGUUUCGAUCGGAUUUGGGUCAGAUGGAUUAUGUCAUGCGUCUCUUCUGUUUCUUUCUCUGUGCUCUUGAAUGGGAAUUCACAUGGUUAUAUUCGACCGGAGCGUGGAAUUCGCCAGGGUGAUCCAUUGUCACCAUUUUUGUUCAUACUGUGUGCAGAAGCUUUGGUCUCUCGUCUCAAUACUGCUGAGGAAACGGGGCUUCUUCAUGGCAUCAAAUUGUCUCCGUUUGGUCCCUCUGUGCACCACUUAUUAUUUGCGGAUGACAGUCUUCUGCUGUGUAAUGCCACAAGUACUGAAGCUGCAGAGAUAUGUGCCUGUCUAAAAGAUUAUGAAGAGGCAUCAGGGCAGUGUAUCAACCUUCAGAAAUCUUCUGUUAUCUUUGGCUCUAAGGUAUCUGAAGAGAGGAAGCUGGAGAUAAAGCGGGCAUUAGGCAUUCAUCAAGAAGGUGGAGAGGGCUCCUAUCUUGGGUUACCAGAAUGCUUCAGCGGUUCUAAGGUGAAUCUACUUAGCUUCAUCAAAGAGAAGCUACAAGGGAGACUGAAUGGCUGGUUUGCUAAAGCUUUAUCGCAAGGUGGGAAAGAGAUAUUGAUUAAAUCAGUGGCUUUGGCCCUUCCUAUUUAUGCUAUGUCCUGUUUCAAGUUGCCUAAAGACUUGUGUGCAAAGUUAACUAGUGCGAUUGUGGAAUUUUGGUGGAGCUCUGGCUCCAACAGGAAAAAGAUUUCCUGGGUAUCUUGGCAGAAGAUGUGCAAAGAUAAAGAGCAUGGAGGUCUUGGUUUUAAAGAGGUGGAGAAAUUUAACCAGGCUCUACUGGCUAAACAGGCUUGGAGAAUUUGGUCGAGACCGAACUCCUUGGUGUCGCGUAUUCUCCAAGGUAGAUACUUCCCAAGAUCUUCUUUUCUCGAAGCCAAUGUGGGUACUCGCCCCUCUUAUGCCUGGAGAAGUAUCUUACAUGGAAGGGAGCUUCUGGCCCAAGGUCUUUUGAAGAAGAUAGGUAAUGGAGAAUCUGUUAAAGUAUGGACGGAUAAUUGGAUCAUUGAUGAUGUCCCCCGCCCUCCUCACUACCAUCCUGAUGCUGAAGUUGAUCUUACCUUAACAGUAAGGGACCUUAUUGAUGAUCAAUCUAGUGCGUGGAAUAUCCCUAUGGUUCGUCAGUUAUUUUGCGAGGAGGAUGUUUCAAGAGUGCUCAAUGUGAAAGUUAAUGUGGAUUCAGUUGAUACGCUUGAAUGGGGAUUUUCCAAGAAUGGUGUGUAUAACACUAAAUCAGGUUACAAAUUAGCUGUUGUUCUACAGGAAAAACAGGUGUUUCCCCCCUCCCCUGCCCUCCCACCGCUGGAAAGAAAACUAUGGCGUGAUCUUUGGAAGAGUAAGACAACUCCCAAGAUCAAACAUUUCAUGUGGAGAGCCUUAUCAGGAGCUCUAGCAGUCAAGCAAGGUUUGAAAUCUAGAGGAAUUACUCUAGAUACCACGUGCUUGCGUUGUGGAUCAGCUGAAGAAUCAAUCUGUCAUGUGCUCUUUCAUUGUGAAGUAGCGAAAGAAGCUUGGGAAAGAUCUCAAAUCCCUCUACCGCCUGGUGGUUUCUCAAGAAGCUCAGUUUGGCUGAAUUUCUUCCAUUUGCUAUCGGUGAGUAAGAGACACUCUUCUGAAGGUUCUAUCAGGUUAUCUUUUCCAUGGGUUUUAUGGCACAUUUGGAAAGCUCGGAACAUCUUCUGUUAUGAGAAGAUUCAUUUGGAUGGAGCUACUGUACUGUCUAGAGCUAUGGAGGAAGCAAGUACGUGGUUCAAUCUACAACUUCUACCUUCAGAGUCCUCUCAUUUGUCAUCACUCACUCGUUGGCAGAAACCACCUGUUGGUACACUUAAAUGCAAUAUAGCCUCUUCUUGGCCAGACUCUUCUCAUAACCAUGGUUCUUCAUGGAUUGUUAGGGACUCGACCGGCCUUCCCCUGUUUCACAGUAGAAGAGCCUUUGCUCCAGUCUUCACAGAGAUAGAGGCUGGCUUAGCCACAUUCGAGUGGUCCUUGAAGGCAGCACAUGAUCUUAAGGUGAAAAAGAUAUCCUUGGAAAUUUCAUCUCCCAUCUUGUGGGAAGCUCUGUCUAUCCCGGAUCGGUUUCCUAAUUUAGGUUUUGAGAUUUCAAAAUCUCUCCGCUUAAUGCAUGACUUUGACCAGUGCCAACUGAGUUUGGUACCCUCUGUGGUUAAUAUUAUUGCAGAAGAUAUUGCGGUAAGUGUCACUAGAGAUCAUCGUUAUCAGUCUUACAUUGCGACUGGUGGCCCCUCAUGGCUUUCAUCUAUGAUUAAUCUACAAGCUGCUGGUUGA
This is a messenger RNA of Raphanus sativus (radish), 3138 nucleotides long. RefSeq lists its product as uncharacterized. Bases 1 to 3138 code for a protein of 1045 amino acids. The transcript has a single exon. NCBI's taxonomy places the organism in Eukaryota, Viridiplantae, Streptophyta, Magnoliopsida, Brassicales, Brassicaceae. Gene Ontology annotation, molecular function: RNA-DNA hybrid ribonuclease activity; nucleic acid binding. The record is from RefSeq and is a predicted model, not a curated record.